UUCUCGAUGCAGUCGAUCAAAAAAUGUGAACUUCCGGGUUGCUGAAUCGUUGCAAAACAGCGCAGCGGAGGACAGUCAGUGAGAAAAGCCUGGACAACACGACUUUGGGGAGAUGAUGCUGUCAGAAGUCCUGCAGGUGCUGCGUGGGGCGGGUAAAGUGGGGUCUGCCCUGGUCACCACGCAGGGAGAACAGCUCCGAUUAAUGGCCUGCAACUCCUCCCUUGGAGCUGGGGUCAAAGUUGCUCAGGAUGUGGUGGAUGGACUGGUGGGAACUUUUAUGGGCGGCAGCAGUGCGCAACAGCCAAUAAAGGAGGACGUGUUUCCGGAUGCGGAGGGUUGGGAAAAUAUGGACCCCGAUGAAGCAGCCAAAUGGGCUAUGGGGUCUGAGUUCUCUCAUGAUGCUUCAGAGUAUAGCCAAACAGAAGCUGGAGCUGCUGCAGAGACACAAACAGGAGUUCCUCCUCCCCCAGGCGUAGCUCCUGCAGGGGCGGGCUGGCCAGGACAGAGUACUCGCUUCCUCCACACCACCCACAGACUCCAUCAGUACUUCUACCAGACCAGGUCUGUCCACGACACAGUGGUUGCCAGACUCACACCAGAGGACAUUAAGAAAGCGAGGGAGGCCAAGCAGGCCCUGGUCAAACCAGUCAGACAGAAGCUGAGCGACCGGGCCAGAGAGAGAAAGGUGCCCGCCACAAGAAUCAGCAGGCUGGUUAAUUUUGGAGGACUGGCAGUAGGACUCAGCCUUGGCGCCAUUGCAGAAGCGGCAAAGCAAUCACUGGCGGGCAAACAAAAAGGAGACAAGAGUGCUCUGUUAGACUCUCCUCUCCUGUCCGAGGCCAACGCUGAGAGAAUAGUCAGCACACUGUGCAAGGUCCGUGGGGCCGCCCUCAAGAUAGGACAGAUGCUCAGCAUUCAAGACAACUCCUUCAUCAACCCUCAGCUACAGAAGAUCUUUGAGAGGGUCCGACAGAGCGCAGACUUCAUGCCUGCCUGGCAGAUGCAUAAAGUUCUGGAGGAGGAGCUGGGCCCAGGGUGGAGAGACAAGCUAUCGUCUUACGAGGACAAACCGUUUGCUGCAGCGUCCAUCGGCCAGGUGCAUCAUGCAGUGUUAAAAGACGGCAGAGAAAUCGCCAUGAAGAUCCAGUACCCUGGAGUGGCAGAGAGCAUCCACAGCGACAUAAACAACCUGAUGUCAGUUCUGAAAAUGAGCGUGGUCCUGCCAGAAGGUCUGUUUGCAGACAGCAGCUUAGAGGUUCUUCAGAGGGAACUGGCAUGGGAGUGCGACUACAAGAGGGAGGCAGAGUGUGCCAAGAAGUUCAGGUCCCUGCUGGAGGGAAAUAACUUUUUUGAAGUCCCCGAGGUGAUCGAUGAGCUGUCGAGCCACAGGGUGCUGGCUAUGGAGCUGGUACAGGGAGUCCCACUGGACCGCUGCGUAGACCUGGACCAGGAGACCAGGAACACGAUCUCUUUCAACAUCCUCCAGCUGUGUCUCAGGGAGCUGUUUGAGUUCAGGUUCAUGCAGACGGAUCCAAACUGGGCCAACUUCUUCUACAACUCAGACACCAAGAAGGUUGUUCUGUUGGACUUUGGAGCAUGCAGAAGCUACCCAGAAUCCUUCACGGACGACUACAUACAGGUGGUGCAUGCAGCUGCGCUGGGUGAUCGAGCCACUGUUCUUUCCAAAUCGAAGGACCUGAAAUUCCUGACAGGCUUCGAGGCCAAGGCCUUCGAAGAAGCCCACGUGGAGGCGGUGAUGAUCCUCGGCGAAGCCUUCGCGUCCGCCGAGCCCUUCGACUUCGGCACCCAGAGCACCACGCAGCGCAUCCAGAGCCUCAUCCCCGUCAUGCUACGCCACCGCCUCACCCCUCCGCCCGAGGAGACGUACUCCCUCCACCGCAAGAUGGCCGGCUCCUUCCUCAUCUGCUCCAAACUGAACGCGCGCAUACAGUGCAGGGACAUGUUUCUAGACGUGUACAACAGCUACAGCCAGAGGAGGCAGGCGGAGCAGGCGGCGCGGGCCACUGCUUAGACGCUCAGAGACACGACUUUAAAUAUGCACAGAGCGGAGCUGUUGGGUGAAGGGACAGGAAAGAUGGAGUCUACAAGUGGAGACGCUGGAUCAGACAUAAAUGUGUAGCUGGCUUUGGCAGCAUGCUCUAAUAAGCACCAUGAAUCUGGCGGGCUCACUACGCCCGUCUACUUUCAGUACGACAGCUCACUGACAUCCGUGUGAGGACAACUCCACCCUAACUAAACUCUCACACUUGAUUUGAUGACUGUCAUAACAGAUAUAUGGUUUUACAUUAUUGAUUAAAUCUUGAAAUCUAUGUGCUCAUUCGAAGAGAGGCUUAAUUAACUCAUUUGGAGCGUUUGAUGUUGGCCCAUCUCUCUGUCAGAGCAAAUACACUACAUGAUACAGCUGUACAUUAACACCAGCUUCAUGUGCGGUUUCUCAAAACACAGCUUGUGUAUUCCCUCUUGUGCUUUCCUGGAUAAAAUUAAUCAGACACCUGUUCACACCGACGGCAAGGUCCACCGUAUUUCCAAAGGAACGGGUAUCUUCUGUCUUAAGGACACAUAAUGAGGCCUGUGCCGGCCUGCCAAGUGCUCUCUCUUUUGUUAGAAGGACUGUGUGCUGCCUGAUGAGUUGGCGAAUAAAUGUGACGACUGGCAGACCAGACGAGAGAGAAAUUAUCGGAGGACAGACAGUCUAAUGGAUUCUCUGUGAGGAAUGGCCUUGCAUUAUAAAGUAUAUUUGUUGUAAAUACUCUCUUUUUUUGUGUGUGUGUGUGUGUGUACUGUAACCAAGAAGGCAGUGUGCCGUGCGUUGUUUUUAAUGAAAUAAAAUAUGAGCUGGAAUUUAUAUGUCACAAAUCGAGC
This is a messenger RNA of Larimichthys crocea (large yellow croaker), 2883 nucleotides long. It is a transcript of the gene coq8b, whose product is annotated as coenzyme Q8B. Lineage: Eukaryota; Metazoa; Chordata; Actinopteri; Sciaenidae. The record is from RefSeq and is a predicted model, not a curated record. Gene Ontology annotation, biological process: ubiquinone biosynthetic process. The coding region runs from base 113 to 2032 and encodes 639 amino acids. The transcript is spliced from 16 exons.